CACCAUCUCCUGGUAAAACAUUGUAGUGCAAGCUAAUCUGUCCAGCACAGUCACUUCCUCUUCUGUUCCCGCUACUGGCCACCAGUAAUACGGUGACACUCUGAACAACAUAGCCACAUACUUGGUGGUAGAUCUGUUUAUAAGAAUCCGGGCAGAGAACAUUACGUGUGGUCUUCUAAAUGUGUGUAGAGAAGACAGCGGCGGUCCAGAACUGGUGACUUGUACAGUUAUUUAUUUUGCUGUACAAUCACUGUGAAUGUGGGUUGUGCUCUUGCACAGCUUUAUAUGUAAGGGUGUUUGGUUGUUCGUGGGUGUAUGUAUGUGUGUGUGCGUGGGUGUAUGUGUUCCCCAACUCCACCAUUAUGUCUUCAUAUCCCUCCCUACUCCUGCCACCUCCAGUCCUCCUCCUUCUUUUCUUCUCCUUCCCGCUACUGAUGCUUUUCCCAGAAACCUCCCUCUGCAAAGCAGUAGCCAGGAGGGCACCAAAAUUGGGAGAUUCUGUCACGCCAAACGAAGCAAACUGCAACGGUUCAUGUGAGGAGGCUCUCCCCAACAACAGCACAAAACAAGCCAGCGGUUUCUCUAAUUCCAGCUCUAGCAACUCCUCUUCAAGAGUAACAGAUGGACUUAACGUGUCAGAGCCCAAUGACAAAACGUCUUUGAAACAAGGAACCAGCAAGGAAACCUCUGUCAUCUCUCUGCGAAACAAUCACACAGUCUUCAACCAUCCAUCGAAUGGCACUAAAUUACUAGACAAAACACUUAACCAACCACCAAACCCAUCAACAGAAGAAAGGCCCCUCAGUGUUGCUCCACAACCGAUUGACCCCCCAAAAGAAUCUACAACGUCUGUGUCAUCACCCAAACCAGCCACCAAACUAGUUGCUCAUAUUACCCAAACAAAUGAAUCUAUAGGGAAACACCUGCUGGACCAAGCCUCCACAUCGCCUUCCCCGAUUCCCAGGUCCAAUUUGUCGACCGAUUCUCUCCAUCUUUCAAAUGGCCCUGACUAUGCAGGUGGUCUUAUUCCAGAAGACGCUAGCAAUAAAUCUAGUACCACCACUGCGACUGUCACUUCUAGGCCAGUCGUACCUGUAGCGCCCACCAACCCUGCUGAAUCUAGCACCAUGCCCACUGCAUUAACACUUAACUCAACCACAUCAGCCCCAACAGCAGCGCCAGCACAGACAACAACAACCACUACUCCAUCUACCACAACGACAACCAUGACUUCCACAGGUGAGAAGAACCCCCAGCCACCAGCCUCACCAUCUCCUCCUUCAGCCCUAAAACCCAAGACCUCAGUGACUACCGGUGCCCCUGUUGAGUUGUCUACUUCCACUACUUCUACUACUACUUUUACUUCUACUACUACUGCUGCUGCUCGUAGUGAUGUUAGUACCAUCUCGACUGCAAUUAUUUUCCAUCUGGCAGACACUGCUUCUUUACUGGCCGUCUUGCUGUUCGGCCUGCUCUUCUUUGUAGUCACAGUGGCGUUGUUUGUGGUGCAGGCCUUUGAGAGCUACCGCAGGAAGGACUACACACAGGUGGACUACCUGAUCAACGGCAUGUACACUGACUCCGGUGUGUGAGGACGGGGAAUGGGGUGAUGCUACUAGGAGCUGAAGAGGGCUGAGAGAGCUUCAGCAAGGAAGAGCUGGCUAAGGUUUCCUCAGGAACUGGGUUCAUUGUCUUCCUACCCGGGACUUACAAGGCAUAUACAUGAUAUGAGUGCAUUGUGGAUCCCUUUCCAUUUUUCUUUCCCGAAGAUCACACGCAUCGAAUACAUUUGAGAGGCAGCAGCAUUGAUAACAGUAGGGUUUUUGGGGGGUGGCCUCUAUGUUACAACACGGAAGAAGUAACUGAGGGUAAUGUUUAAAGUUUAAAUUAAAUUGUUUUGGACAAGUGCAGACAAUAGUCGCUGUAGUAACUGGUGCCUUGAUACACGGGUUUGGAUUUGGCCUGUGUGAAGGUUUUAAGUGCUGAACCGCAAAAAAGACCUUGCAUACAACACACCAUACAAAUUGUUUAUGCACAAAUUAAUUUUGUUUACAUUGAUUAUACAUUUGCUUCAAUUAUUUUCUAUUUUUAUGGGAUGGAUAUUGAAGGUUGGUGGUGACUUAAUCCCUGAUGUUAUCGUUGUUUGGUAGAGGAUACAAUUUGAAAUGUGUCUUUCAACCACAACCAGCUGCAGAAAAUGUACAUCGUAAAAAUGAUUAAGUAUAAGGAAUUAUUGGCACUUCUGCAAUGAUUCAAGAUAGAAAAAAAACUAGAGAACUGCAAGUAUUUUUCCGAGAAGGAUGUUUGAGCCUUAAAAGGUAUUGAUGCCAACUGAGGAAAUAGUUCGUUUUUCCGUCUCUCUUGCACAGCAGCAGUGUAUGUGCGCGCCUUGUGUUCUUCACACUUCUUUAAGGCCUAUGUCUGGUCUGGAUGGAGAUGGGCCAGAGAGGGAUGGACCACCAUGUGGAAGAUUGUGUCGGUUGAUUAAGUUUAAGGGGCUUAUGCAAAUGUAACCUCUCGCCAUUUAUUUUUUGCAUCCGUCUGUUCAUUUCAAAUUGAUUCCCUCCAGAGUCUUCCAUUCUGUCGUUUGGUCUGCUUUUGCUAUUCAAUGUAUCUCCAUAUAUCAGAGUGUAACAUUUGAACCACUUUAUUUUUGAUAAUGCACUAAAGCUAUAUUUACCGGAAUUCAUAAUUAUGUAUUGUGGACAUGUACACCAACAUUUCUGACUGGGUUUUGUAAUUCAUUGAACAUUAAGCAAAGGCUUUUCCUUUAACCAUUUCAAAUAUUGCAUUCCAGCCUGGACACUUGCAAACCAUUAUAUGAUUUUGUAUAGAAACUAGUUUAUGAACUUGUUUACUAACUUCAAAAUGUUUAUAAUAUGCACCAAAGGAAAUUUACAUUAUAGAGCAAGCUUAACUAUUGUUAUUUUCAGGAACUUUGUAAAUGAAUGUAGCUUGUGUAAUGCUGACGAUGUCUCCAGCUCUGACUGAAAUCCCUUUGUUUACAUUUUUCUUUUGUUGUGUAAUUUUACACAUUCAAUAUUCACUUUUUAUUUGCCUUGGGUUAUUGUAUCCAUCAAAAACAGUUCCCAAAACCAGAAAACACAAACCGAAUCAUUAAGUGCAUUUGAUUCUCUCUGAUUCCAAGAUGAAUAAAAUGCCCUUUCAUCUCCUCAUUGAUAUACCGUACACUUAAGUCUUCCACAUGGGCCAUCGCCAAAGUUUGGCUGAAGCAGAUCAUUGUGGAGCCAGAGGAAUAACAGCCAUCAUUCAUUAGUGUUAUGGAUUCUUGAGUAUUUGUAUGUCUCGCAAUACAGAAAAGUGAGUUUGGUGUCUGAGUGAUUGUCUGUUUCUGAUCAACUGGUGUUUGAUAUUCUGCAUGUACCAUGUAAGAACAUUGAUAUACUGGGGUGAAGGCUGAGUAUGUGUAUGUGAAAGUAUGUUUAUGUGGGUUGUUCAAGUUUAGUUUGCAACUAUUGAAACUGCUCGAAAAAAAGGUCACUAUAUUUCUGCGUGUGUCAAGUGUGACAAGUUUUCAGACAUUACAAAUCAGGUGUGACUUAUUCUUCCUGUCAUCUGCCAAAAUGUGUAUUUGCUAGGAUUUUGACUUUGUUAAUAUUACUUGGAACUCACAUUCUAAGAUUUGCUCAUGUUCGCAAAUGUAAAUGUCCAAUAUUCUAGAAAUAACACUGGCUCAUGUGUUCACUAUUGAAUUAUGUUUCAUGGCCCAGUUAGUUCCUUGAAGUCCUAAUAUUUCCAUAACAACUUUGACAUUGUGUUAAUGCACUAUUGAAAGAUGUUUAUUUGCCAAAAAAUAAAUUAUGAGAAUCCUGUCUUUUUGUGAUAUUUCAUUA
Molecule: messenger RNA, 3854 nt
Organism: Gadus chalcogrammus (walleye pollock)
Lineage: Eukaryota; Metazoa; Chordata; Actinopteri; Gadiformes; Gadidae
Exons: 3
Coding region: 363-1592 (409 amino acids)
Source: RefSeq, a predicted model, not a curated record